AUGGCUGGGGAACAAUUACAAGUGCUCAAUGCACUUGAUGUGGCCAAAACACAAUGGUACCAUUUCACAGCAAUAGUGAUUGCUGGCAUGGGUUUUUUCACUGAUGCAUAUGAUCUUUUUUGCAUCUCCCUUGUCACCAAAUUGCUGGGUCGGAUAUAUUACUACCAGCCAGGUUCUGAUACUCCUGGAGCUUUACCUUCAAAUGUGUCAUCAGCUGUUAAUGGUGUUGCAUUCUGCGGCACCCUUUCUGGUCAGCUCUUCUUUGGCUGGCUUGGUGACAAAAUGGGCAGAAAACGUGUCUAUGGUAUGACAUUGAUGAUCAUGGUCAUUUGCUCCAUUGGUUCAGGCCUCUCUUUUGGCAAAAACCCUGCUGCUGUUAUGUCUACUCUUUGCUUCUUUCGCUUCUGGCUUGGAUUUGGCAUUGGGGGUGACUACCCACUUUCUGCUACAAUCAUGUCUGAGUAUGCUAAUAAAAAGACUCGCGGUGCUUUUAUUGCUGCUGUUUUUGCCAUGCAAGGUUUUGGAAUCUUGGCUGGUGGGAUGGUUGCUAUUAUAAUUUCUGCUGUUUUUAAGACCCAGUUUCCUGCCCCAGCUUUUGAAGUUGAUCCAGCUGGCUCGACUGUGCCUGAAGCUGAUCAUGCUUGGAGGAUUAUUGUGAUGUUUGGUGCAAUUCCAGCUGCACUUACCUAUUACUGGCGAAUGAAGAUGCCUGAAACUGCACGUUACACUGCCUUGGUCGCAAAAAAUGCUGAACAGGCUGCAUCUGACAUGUCAAAAGUGCUUGAGGUUGAGUUGCAGUCAGAACAAGAGAAAAUUGAGCAGGUGUCAGGUGAUAAAGGGAAUGAUUUUGGUCUGUUCUCUUCACAAUUUGUUCUUCGGCAUGGACUCCACUUGCUUGGAACCACUACCACUUGGUUCUUGUUGGACAUUGCAUUCUACAGCCAGAAUCUGUUUCAAAAGGACAUUUUCAGUGCUAUUGGGUGGAUUCCUAAGGCCAAAACUAUGAAUGCCCUUGAAGAGGUCUUUAGAAUUGCUAGAGCACAAACUCUAAUUGCUCUUUGCAGCACGGUUCCAGGUUAUUGGUUUACUGUUGCCCUUAUUGACAAGAUUGGUAGGUUUACCAUUCAAUUGAUGGGGUUCUUCUUCAUGACAGUAUUCAUGUUUGCCUUGGCCAUACCUUACAAUCACUGGACUCUACCAGACCACCGAAUUGGCUUUGUUGUGAUGUAUUCACUCACUUUCUUCUUUGCCAAUUUUGGUCCCAAUGCCACCACAUUUGUUGUCCCUGCGGAGAUUUUCCCAGCGAGAUUCAGGUCUACUUGUCAUGGUAUAUCAGCUGCAUCUGGCAAAGCAGGGGCAAUUGUGGGUGCAUUCGGGUUCUUGUACGCUACAGAUAGUAUCGGAGUGAGGAAGACUCUUUUAAUUCUUGGUGUAGUAAAUUUCCUGGGAAUGAUGUUUACUUUCUUGGUACCUGAGUCGAAGGGAAAAUCACUUGAGGAAAUGUCUGGUGAAGGUGCGCAAGAAAAUGGAUCCCCAGCUGAGUCUAGGCAAACUGUUCCAGUUUAG
Messenger RNA from Dovyalis caffra, 1566 nucleotides. The record is from the annotation of a GenBank genome assembly. Lineage: Eukaryota; Viridiplantae; Streptophyta; Magnoliopsida; Malpighiales; Salicaceae.